This is a messenger RNA of Botrytis sinoallii, 1226 nucleotides long. RefSeq lists its product as uncharacterized. Bases 121 to 1164 code for a protein of 347 amino acids. The record is from RefSeq and is a predicted model, not a curated record. The transcript is spliced from 2 exons. Lineage: Eukaryota; Fungi; Ascomycota; Leotiomycetes; Helotiales; Sclerotiniaceae.
AAGUUAUAAAAUCAUCAAAGAAAUAAAUCUAAAAUCAAUAAGUAAUUAUUUCCUCAUCUUCAUGUAAGGUAUAUCUUUCUUUAUCUCUCACAUUCCAGCAGACGUGCUGGAAGUCUAUAUAUGAAGCUCUUCAUUCUCUUGUCCUCCAUUUUCAUUGCAUCAAUUUCAAUACUCUUCUACAAUAGCAGCACUCCACUAUCACAGAUCUUUCAAUUGUUCACGAACAACAGAUCAGCGACCGAAAUACAAACUGACAUACUUACAACUCAACCUUCUAUGAGCACUUCAUCUGCUAUCAAAUCAACAAUGUCCAAAGCACUUUCACACGCUAAAAUUACCCCUCGAAGAUCCUCGGCUCGUGGCCAUGCUGAUCACGGAUGGCUCAACUCUUACCACACAUUUAGUUUCGCAAACUACUAUGACAGCCAAUUCCAAAACUUUGGAAGUUUGCGGGUCCUCAACGAAGAUCGUGUCGCCGGUGGUACAGGGUUCCCUACACACCCUCAUCGCGAUGCCGAAAUCUUCAGCUAUAUUCUGAGUGGAGAAUUGACUCACAGAGAUAGUAUGAUUAAGAAGGGAGCUGAAGGAAAAGAGGGAGACGAUUUCUACAGAAUGAAGAGGGGAGAUGUUCAGUUCACAACUGGUGGAAGUGGCAUUGCGCACUCGGAACAAAAUGAAUCCAAGGAGGAAGUUCACUUCCUUCAAAUUUGGGCCCUUCCUUGGGCUAGAUCACUCACUCCACGAUAUCAUACAAAAACUUUCUCUGAAGACGCUAAGCGAUCAGCGUUCUUACCAAUCCUGUCACCAUUGAAAGCUGGUCCCGGUGCUUCUGCAGAAGAGGAGAACGCUGCAGAACCAACACUCCCAGAUACCAUACCUAUACAUGCCGAUUUUGUCAUGGCUGCCGGAAUAAUUGGAGUAGACAAGAGAUUCAAAUGGACUGUCGGUGGAGGGGCAACAAAGAGUGCCGAGAACAGAAAAGUCUAUAUCCACGUUCCCAUGACCAAGGGAGGCAACGCAAAAAUCAGAUUGGACGGUAGAGAAGGAGCUGUUCUUUCAGAGGGUGAUGGAGCAUUUGUCGAAGCUGUCAAGGCAGGAGACAUUCUGAGCGUUGAAAGCAUUGGCGAGGCCGAGGCGGAAGUUAUUGUAUUGGACAGCGAUUAGCCGUUUCUCUUGUUGAUUUCUAGGUUGUAUGUAUUGAUACCAAUUUACCAUGCAUUUCAAGA